GGGAGGGGGAACUGAAAUUGCGUUUUAAAUUAAUUUAUUAUGAAUUUGUUGAAAGAUUUGCUCAGAAAUUGUAUUUGAAUUUGUCUCGAAGUGAAAUUCAUAGAAAGAAGAUGUCUUUUAAGAAAAUUUCAGUUGUAAUUUGAUGAUAUUUCCAAGCUCAAACUGCCAAUUUGAAUUUAGGUUGAACUUUUCUGUCAAAUUCAGCUGGCUUCUUUCUAUUGGAAAGUGUCUCUUUGGAGAGCAGCGAGGAGAAAUAUUUGCGCUUAAAAAGUAUGUUUUUAAUACAAUAAUUGUGGGAAAAUCAAUGAAAAAUCUAUUUAAAUGAUGCAUAGAGUGUCUAAAGUGUGGUAUUUGUGAAAAAUAUUUAGUAUUUAGUGGGUAAAUUGGCCUCAAAAGUGCAAAGAGAAAGUAACCCAGAAAAGUCUUUUGUGUCUCUGGAAAGGUGACAAAAAAGCCCAGAAGUGCUUGGUAAUUGAGGAUUUUGGGGCAUUUUGGAGACUAAGUGGGAACCCUGAGUGCAUGUGAAGUGUUAACUGUGUAGUGAAAAGGGCUAUUUUGUGCGGGAAAUGAGUGAAAAUUGGGUAGGAAAGUCAAUAUCAAUCACCUGCACGGAUCCGGGAGGAGUCUUCCAGGGGACGAUAAAGGAAGUGUCCCCUGAAGCUAUAACAAUCUUCCGGGUGUUCCGGAAUGGGCUGCCGGUACCUAAGCCGGACACUGAGGUCACAAUUGCCUCGGUGAAUAUUACGAAUCUGGAACUAAUUCCAGCUACUCCGAGCAGCAAUCUCACCACUCAUGCCAUCAGCAAGCCAAGUCCCAUCAAGCUUCCCAACUUCCCAGCUCCUCCUGGGAUAGAUUGUGGUCCCAGGGAUACUCAGGCACGUAUACCAAUCCCAGGCACUUCCCGGAGUGCUCCUGGAAAGGCAUCUCCAAUCACUGGCAGUGCCAGUGUCAUGAACAAUGGGAAAUUCUUCCCAACCAAUGGUUUUGGGGCCAGAAAUGCCUCCAAGCCUCUGGACAUUUCCACCGGUCAGAAGAAUGGGAAUGGGAAUGGAAACUACAAGGGAGACAGGAAGAAGUCCCGGAGGUACAACAGCAAGAAUGAAACCUUCGGGACUCCUGUAGACGAUCCCAUGAUGGAUGAAGAUUUUGACUUUGAGAAGAAUCUGGCGCUGUUUGACAAACAGGCCAUCUGGGAUGAGAUUGAUGCGACGCAGAAGCCGGAUCUGCUGCGGCAGACGGUUCCGAUGCAGAGGCGCAAGUACCGGCACGAUGAGAAUGUGAUCUCAUCGGAGCCGGCUCAGUUGCGUCAGAUUGAGGUGGAUUACAACAGUUCCAGGGAUUAUGUGACUGGGGAGGGACUCAUUGUGCCCUCCAUUCCGCUGAUUGUGCGCAAUCGCGUGCAGACAGCUGCCGAGGCGCUGGGAUUGAGCUGGGAGAGGCAGUGUGAUAUCCUAGCCAGGGGCACCACCGAAAUCGCGUUGCAGCUACUGGGAGGCGGCAGGAGGCUUGUGCCUAAUAAUUCUCAUCAAUGGCCAACGAUCGUGGUGAUCUGCGAGGAGCCCUACAACGACAAGAAAUCCGAAAUUGGCAUCUGCACUGGUCGUCAAUUGGCCACGCAGGGCCUCAAGGUGGUGGCCUAUGUGCGUGAAUUGACGCACUUGAGCCGCUCUAGUCGUGAGUUGGAUCUCUUCAAUGCCACAGGCAGUGCAUUCACGAAUAACGUGACGGAACUGCCGUCAGGAGUUGAUCUGAUAAUCCUGUCGGUGCGUUCGGCCAUCCUCACGCCCGUACUGCUCAAAUGGAUCAAUGAAAGUCGAGCUUCUGUGCUGGCCAUUGAUCCGCCCGUCCAUGGAAUCAAUCAGGUGCAGAUCAAGUGCUCCAUCUGGCCCAUUUUGCCCCUGGAUGACAUCAAUCGGCACGCCUGUGGGAAACUCUAUCUCUGCAAUCUGGGCAUCCCGGACAAAUUUUUCCUGGAGGCAGGAAUCAAGUACAAAAGCCCUUUUGGCCAUAAAUUCGUUAUUCCAAUUCAUCUGGUUGACUAAAGACACGCCGCAGUUUCUACUUAAUUUUUUUUUUGGCUCAACGAGACUGACAAUUUUUAAACUUUGUCUCCACAAAGGAGAUGAUGGCAAAAGAGAAAAAAAACAAAAGCAGUAAAAAAUGCUGGACCAAUUGCGCAUUUCAUUUUUAAAACAAAGUUGUUUUCUUUAAUUUUUUUUUAAAUUUUUAUUAAAAAAAAGUUUAUUUUUCCGGCUCAAUUUCCUAUUUGUUCUAAUGACUUUCCAAAUUUUGUAUCAGUUAUCUCUCUAUCUCAAUUUUAAAAUCAAAAUUGCACAAUAAAUUUAUCAAUUGGCCCACA
Phlebotomus papatasi is the source of this 2359-nucleotide messenger RNA. RefSeq names its product enhancer of mRNA-decapping protein 3 (gene Edc3). Gene Ontology annotation, cellular component: P-body. Lineage: Eukaryota; Metazoa; Arthropoda; Insecta; Diptera; Psychodidae. The transcript is spliced from 2 exons. The record is from RefSeq and is a predicted model, not a curated record. The coding region runs from base 567 to 2042 and encodes 491 amino acids. Gene Ontology annotation, biological process: deadenylation-independent decapping of nuclear-transcribed mRNA; P-body assembly. Gene Ontology annotation, molecular function: mRNA binding.